AUGGCAGCUCUCAUUUCUCAGAAGUUUCUGCUUUUUGUCAGGAUCUUGAAUGGGAUGCUGGACAUUGCUCAUGAGAAACCCGAGGAAGAUACUAAAAAGACAGCCACAGUUUUCCUCAUGCCUGCCGCCAAGUUUCUUGAGGGCCCAGCUGUUGGGGUUGACCACUAUGCCAUCAUCAAGUUCCCCCUCACCACUGAGUCAGUCGUGAAGAAAAUAGAAGACAACAACACAAUGGUGUUCAUUGUGGAUGUCAAGGCCAACAAGCACCAAAUUAAACAGGCUGUGAAGAAGCCCUAUGAUAUUGACCUGGCUAAGGUCAUCACCCUGAUCAGGCCUGAUGGAGAGAAGAAGGAAUAUGUUCGACUGGCUCCUGACUAUGACGCUUUGGAUAUUGCCAACAAAAUUGGGAUCAUCUAAACUGAGUC
Molecule: messenger RNA, 425 nt
Organism: Lagenorhynchus albirostris (white-beaked dolphin)
Lineage: Eukaryota; Metazoa; Chordata; Mammalia; Artiodactyla; Delphinidae
Product: large ribosomal subunit protein uL23-like
Exons: 3
Coding region: 1-417 (138 amino acids)
Biological process (GO): ribosomal large subunit assembly; translation
Cellular component (GO): ribosome; cytosolic large ribosomal subunit
Molecular function (GO): structural constituent of ribosome
Source: RefSeq, a predicted model, not a curated record